Conger conger (European conger) is the source of this 1525-nucleotide messenger RNA. RefSeq names its product ectonucleoside triphosphate diphosphohydrolase 5a (gene entpd5a). Gene Ontology annotation, cellular component: membrane. Gene Ontology annotation, molecular function: UDP phosphatase activity; GDP phosphatase activity. Bases 55 to 1353 code for a protein of 432 amino acids. Gene Ontology annotation, biological process: nucleoside diphosphate catabolic process. The record is from RefSeq and is a predicted model, not a curated record. The transcript is spliced from 13 exons. NCBI's taxonomy places the organism in Eukaryota, Metazoa, Chordata, Actinopteri, Anguilliformes, Congridae.
UACAGAAGAAGAAUAAGACGUUUUCUCAAAGACAGCGUUCCUCUGCGUGUAAAGAUGCUGGUGCAGAUGUUCGUCCUGUCGGCGGUGUCCCUGUGGGCUCUGGCCGAGAACUUCCGCGCGGAGGCUGCGUUCUACAACCGCGAGCAUUCCGCCAACAUGGAAAACCACCUCCCCGGCGUCUCCCGCCCCGGCAACCACAGCUACACGUUCUAUGGGAUCAUGUUUGACGCCGGGAGCACCGGCACCCGCAUACACGUCUACACCUUCAUCCAGAAAGAUCCAGCUGAGCUGCCUGUUCUGGACAAUGAAAUGUACCAUGCAGUGAAGCCUGGGUUGUCCGCUUAUGCAGAUAAGCCAGACGUGGGCGGGGACACAGUUAGGCAGCUACUGAAGUUGGCCAAGAAGACAGUGCCUCGCUCUGAGUGGAAGAAAACCCCCGUGGUCCUGAAAGCCACAGCGGGGCUUCGUCUGCUUCCAGAGGAGAAGGCGAAGGCGCUGCUGGAAGAGGUCAAAGAAGUCUUUGGCGAGUCCCCGUUUCUUGUACCGAACAACAGCGUAUCCAUAAUGAAUGGAAAAAAUGAAGGUGUCUUGGCUUGGGUAACAGUCAACUUUUUGACAGGACACUUGUAUUCUAAUACAAGAAGGACUGUGGGAAUCUUGGAUUUAGGAGGAGGUUCAACACAGAUCACUUUCCUCCCGAAAUCCAAGAAAACAAUCAAUUCUGCCCCUCCGAGUUACAUUGCUAAGUUCGACCUGUUCAAUGGCUCAUAUGACCUAUACACUCACAGCUACCUUGGAAAUGGACUUGUAGCAGCUCGAUUGGCAACCCUAGGGGCUCUUGGUGCUGAUGGAUUAGAGUGGAAAGUCUUCACAAGCUCGUGCUUGCCCAAGAAGUUCAGAGAGGACUGGACUUUUGGUGGUAUCACUUACAAAAUCAGUGGAAUCCCUGAUGGUUAUGCAGGGUAUAAGCUCUGCUACUACGAAGUGAUGAGGGUUAUCAAGGGGAUUAUUCAUCAGCCGUACGAGGUGAAGGGGAGCAGCAUCUUCUAUGCCUUCUCUUACUACUAUGACCGAGCUGUGGAGUCAGGCCUCAUUGAUGGCAGUCGUGGUGGAGUUGUGGAAGUUAGGGAUUUCAAAAAGAGAGCUAAAGAAGUGUGCAACAAAAUGACUAAGUACCGUCCCAUUAGCCCCUUCCUGUGUAUGGACAUGACAUAUAUUACCUGCUUGUUAAAGGAGGGCUUUGGCUUCAAGGACAGUACAGUACUUCAGCUGACUAAGAAGGUGAACAAUGUGGAGACCAGCUGGGCUUUGGGAGCCACCUUCGACCACUUUCGCAACAUGAACAUCCACUGAGGGCAGUAAGGGGUCAUUGGCAGGGAGGUCAGAGGUCAUCACUGCCAGGCCUUUGUCUCACCUGCACCCAGGCUGCACUGCACUGCAGUUUUUUGUAAAACGACGCAUCGCCCUCACCAUGCAACCCACAAACUGAACUGUUGAUAAUGAAAUCACUAUAUUUUUUUAAGAA